Messenger RNA from Harmonia axyridis, 1416 nucleotides. RefSeq lists its product as uncharacterized. The record is from RefSeq and is a predicted model, not a curated record. The transcript is spliced from 2 exons. Bases 37 to 1338 code for a protein of 433 amino acids. NCBI's taxonomy places the organism in Eukaryota, Metazoa, Arthropoda, Insecta, Coleoptera, Coccinellidae.
AUUUGUUAUUCGUUGUCAUAGAGACCAAUUGUCAAAAUGAUGUCUCACUCAAAGUCAGCAAAAAUAAACAAAUUGUCGCCCUACAAUAUGAAGGAGAUGUUUCUGGUAUAUUUGUCGUUGAUGGUCCUAGCCGCAACUGGCAUUCAAAGUAGAACUAUAGAUGAUGAACUUAAGGAUUUUUGUGAUAUCAUGCCAAACGAGGGAAUGAAGAAGAUAGCUGAAUCACAUAUCAAAUCUGACAAAGAAUUCAACGAAGCUAUAAUCUUCCUUCAGAGCAACGCUUGGUCCAGUUUGGUGAGGGAUGCUCAACAAAACCCUGAAUGGAGAAAACUAAAAAAGAAGCUGAAUGACACAGGUCUUAAUAUCGAUGCUAUGCUUCACUCGUUCUUCACUUUGAUCACAGAUCUAAAACCCAUUCCUAACACGAAAAAAACGUCACGAAGCUUGAGAUCUUUCUUCGAUGACAUCGAACUUAUUGUUCCGAUCGGCAGACUUCUAGCCAUGCUGCACGAAAAGAAACAGAACAGCACCGUUUUCCAAGAAUUCUAUAAGAAAAUUUCUUGCGAAGAGGUUCACAAGUUGUUCGAAAGUGUCAGAAGGCAGCCUGAAAUAAAACGCAUUAUGAUCGAAUUGAAAUCGAUGGGGGUUAGAGUCGAUGAUACGCUGGAUCUUUUCUAUGGUUUCAUGAAUUGGGACUCGCCAACUCGUCUCAAGAAGAGAGAUUUAACUACAAAGAAACAUACAUUGAAAGAAGAUUUCGAAGACUUCAAAAAGCUGAUUCCUUGGGAUAAGUUGAAGAACAUAUCCGAUGAACAUCUGGCACAUGAUAAGGAGUUCGGUGAAGUAGUGACAUACUUUCAAGGUCCCGAAUUCGCGAAGAUUGUCAACGCUGUUAAGGUUAGACCUGAGUACAUAGAGUUGAAAACAUAUUUAGAAGACUCUGGUAUAGACAUAGAAGAAGUUAUAAAAUUCUUUUCCGAUCUUCUUAUGAAUGCUAAGCCUGGAAGCAAGAUGAACGUGGAUAAAUUGAGCACGAGAAAGAUCAGAAGUUUCAGGACCUACUUGGACGAAAUUGAAGGGGCUGUGCCGGUGGGUAAACUGCUGGCGUUGUUUAACGACAAGAUGGAACAUAGCGAAGCGUUCAAAAAGUUCAUAAAGAAGAUAUCGGAGCCCAAAGUCAAGAAAAUGGUGGAGGAUAUUCGUGCGUUGAAGGAAUCCCGUGAAUUAUUCGAGAAGCUCCAAAGUCUUGGUGUGAGAGUUAGGGAAACUUUUAUUAUUAUUUAUGCUUUUCUUGGUUGGGGAUCUCCUUUCGAUAAGUCGAAAGAUAUUUCCCUUUAAACAUUCAACGUUCUUAUUUUAAUUUAUCGUUUGUUUCUGUUAUGAUUGUAAGAUUGUUCAAUAAACAUUUAAAACUAA